This is a messenger RNA of Aspergillus campestris IBT 28561, 1743 nucleotides long. Its product is annotated as Golgi transport complex subunit COG5. The record is from RefSeq and is a predicted model, not a curated record. Lineage: Eukaryota; Fungi; Ascomycota; Eurotiomycetes; Eurotiales; Aspergillaceae. Bases 294 to 1727 code for a protein of 477 amino acids. Gene Ontology annotation, cellular component: COG complex. Gene Ontology annotation, biological process: intra-Golgi vesicle-mediated transport. The transcript has a single exon.
UCCUAUACCUAACAUCGGGCAAACGUGCAUGAUACCCAGGACUCACUCUUUCGGCAUAUCAAAUCCACCACUUUGAUUAAGUCCAGUUCACUCACUUGGGAGUCCAUUCUGCUUCUGCAGACAACACGCUGUCGCUAAGUUCAAUCUUACCCCAUGGACAUGCAGUGAUACCAAACAACGCAAUUACACAUUGAUCAGCGUCCAUAAGUCAUUCGUGUGAACAAUUUGCAAGAAGUGUACUAUAUCGGUCUUCUCAAACCCUACUGGAGGAGAUCAACCUCCAGUCCGCCACCAUGGCCGAAGGUGAACCAUCAUACAUAGACUACGAGACCUUCUUAGACCCCGACUUCUCAGCGGCCUCCUUCGCCAAUUCAUUGGUAGUCGCCACCAACAAUGCCACCGACACCCCGCUAGAUCUAUCAACGCCGCUAUCGCGCGUGCUGUUCGAUCUCCAGGAAAUCGAUACCCACAUCCACACGCUAACUAGCAAAUCGGCGCUCCCCCUGCUGACGCACACGCGGGACCAAACCGCGGCAGCGGGAAAGAUCCUCAAGGAGUCCGAGGAGCAGAUCGCCUCCGUGUCGCAGGGCUACGAGCGACUACAGCGCGAGGUCCUCCGCAAGUGGGAGACAGCCGACGAGACCCGCGUCGCCGCAGAGAAGUCGCUCGCUACGGCGCGGCUCGCCCGGGCCGUCGCGCGUUGCAUCACGCUCAGCCGGCAGCUAGAAGGCCAACUGCCCGAAAUUACAGGCCGCGGUGCGGGCGGGAGCGGCGACGGCACGAAUUCGCCCAACCCAUCCCGCGAGGACUACCGGGCGUUGGAGCGCGCAGCAUCUACCAUCGUCGGCCUGCGGCGCAUGUUUUCGGCCUCGGAGCCCGGCGAGGAAGGCCACGGGCUGGACCGGGUCAAAGUCGUGCGGACGCUGCGCGGCGAGCUCAUGAUUCCGGCCGAGAACAUGGUCAAGGGGAGAGCGCAGCAGGCUAUCACGCGGUUCUCCAUGUCCACCAUCGCCACCGGCGGUACGGGGUCCCAGGCGCAGUCGGGCUACAAGCAGGCGCGCGAGGCCCGCGCGCGCCUCGUCUCCGCCGUCACCAUCCUGUACGUGCUGUCGCCGGUCCCCAAGCAGCUGCAGUCGCCGUCCGACUUCCAGCCCGAGCUCCUCCUCUCCGCGCUGCAGGGCUACAUGAACGCGGCGAUCCUGUCCUCGCUAAACGCCCUAUCGCGGGCAAUCACCACGCCGCCGAUCCUCGAGCGCACCCUCAACGAAGUCGCCGCCAAAUGCCAGGACAUAUUCGCGCUCGAAGCCAUCCUCGGUAAUAUCCGGGCCCCAGCCCACCCUCUCCUCCCGGCCGUUUCCGCCAGCGACAGCACCGACAAGGGUAGCAGCAGCAACAACAGCAACCUGGUCCAGCCACUCCACGCCGCCCUCGACACGACCUCCCUCCCAUCCUACUUCUGGCGCUCCCUCGCUUCCUCGUUAGCCAUGCGCGCCCAGGAGAUCCUCACACGCGGGGGCGUCGCAGCGCGGACCCUCCGCGCAGGCAAAGACCACCUGAAACGCGAAGUCCGAGAAUGCGUGUUGCGCGGGUCGCAACUACCGACGUCGAUCCUGGGCGCCGAACGCCGACUAGGCAGCGAGACGGGGACGACGAACGAGCGAACGUGGGAACGCGAGGCGGCUGUGAUGGUCGGCGCCGUGACCAUGACCAAUGUACCUGAUCGGUAGAAAGUGACACAAGCUA